CUUUCUGAAGGCUUAGUAACAAAAUGGUAUCGCUCCCCACGCCUCCUCCUCUCGCCAAACAACUACACGAAAGCCAUCGACAUGUGGGCAGCCGGCUGCAUCCUGGCCGAGAUGCUGACGGGAAGGAUGCUCUUCGCUGGGGGUCACGAGCUGGAACAGAUGCAGCUUAUUCUGGAGACGAUCCCUGUUAUCCACGAGGAAGACAAACAGGAGCUGCUCAAAGUGAUGCCCACAAACGCCGCUGGGAAGUUGAGAAAGCCGCUGCGCAAGCUGCUCCCCGAAGUGGACAGUGAAGCUAUUGAUUUUCUGGAGAAAAUACUCACAUUUAACCCUAUGGAUCGAUUAACGGCUGAGAUGGGUCUGCAGCAUCCUUACAUGAGUCCCUAUUCCUGCCCCGAGGAUGAACCGGUGUCUCAGCAUCCAUUCCGGAUUGAGGAUGAGAUUGAUGAUAUUUUACUGAUGGAAGCCAACCAGAGCCAGAUGUCUAACUGGGACAGGUACAGUAGCAGGUAUCACGUCAGCCUCUCCUCUGAUUUGGAAUGGAGGCAUGAUAAGUACCACGACAUGGAUGAGGUUCAGCGGGACCCCCGGGCAGGGUCUGAAUCCAUUGCUGAAGAAGCACAAGUUGAUCCACGGAAAUACUCACAGAGCAGCUCGGAGAGGUUCUUGGAGCUAUCCCACUCAUCCAUGGACCGAGUAUUUGAUGCUGACUGCGGGAAAUCGUGUGAUUACAAGGUGGGGUCACCUUCCUACUUGGACAAAUUGUUGUGGAGAGACAAUAAGCCCCAUCAUUACUCAGAGCCCAAGCUGAUCUUAGAUUUAUCCCACUGGAAGAGAGCCACCAUAGCACCCGCAGCUGAGCUAGCGCUGGAAGAAGAACCAUCCAACCUCUUUCUGGAGAUUGCUCAGUGGGUGAAGAGCACGCAGGUGGGUCUCGAGUGUCCUAGUCCUCUUCCAGAGAUUCAGGAAAGGAGCCUGACAUCUUCUCCCCACCAUCUCCACAAAGAACCCACGGAGGUGAACAGCGAAACAGACCCUGAGUUUGACUUGGAUGUCUUCAUCUCCAGGGCGCUGAAACUUUGCACAAAACCCGAGGAUCUUCCAGACAACAAGCUCAGUGACAUCAACGGGGCCUGCAUAGCUGAGCACCCUGGUGAGAUUGUACAAACAGAGGUGUUCCAGAAAGAGCGAUGGUGA
Messenger RNA from Eurypyga helias (sunbittern), 1197 nucleotides. Its product is annotated as mitogen-activated protein kinase 4-like. The record is from RefSeq and is a predicted model, not a curated record. Gene Ontology annotation, cellular component: cytoplasm; nucleus. Gene Ontology annotation, molecular function: ATP binding; MAP kinase activity. NCBI's taxonomy places the organism in Eukaryota, Metazoa, Chordata, Aves, Eurypygiformes, Eurypygidae. Gene Ontology annotation, biological process: cell surface receptor signaling pathway; intracellular signal transduction; protein phosphorylation.